AUGUUUGAUUACUACCCAAGUGCGAUCACCUUAACGUUUAUGUUUGUUUUUGUGUUAUGGUUUGAUGAAUGUGCUCUCGUAUUGCAGUCUAAUUUGAAAGUCAGUGUUAAUUUAUUUUAUCUACAAACAGCAGCGUCUUCACUGCUUUGGACAUAUUCUUGCUUAAGAGUUUGGAAUAUUGAAUUAGACAGAAUUAGCUUCGUGCUCACUCAACUUAAGUUCAAGGUGAGAAAAACCAAUUUAAAGUUGCUUCGAUGA
Messenger RNA from Clunio marinus, 258 nucleotides. Lineage: Eukaryota; Metazoa; Arthropoda; Insecta; Diptera; Chironomidae. The record is from the annotation of a GenBank genome assembly.